Messenger RNA from Melanotaenia boesemani (Boeseman's rainbowfish), 1601 nucleotides. RefSeq names its product parvalbumin 7 (gene pvalb7). The transcript has 5 exons. Gene Ontology annotation, cellular component: nucleus; cytoplasm. The coding region runs from base 163 to 489 and encodes 108 amino acids. Lineage: Eukaryota; Metazoa; Chordata; Actinopteri; Atheriniformes; Melanotaeniidae. The record is from RefSeq and is a predicted model, not a curated record. Gene Ontology annotation, molecular function: calcium ion binding.
AGGCAAGCUAUAAAAGUCUUAUUGUGUCCUCCCCCUCAAUAUCCUCAUCUUACUUCCAUCUCUAGACCCUUUCUCCUCUUCAGUCUCCUUCCAUCACCUUUCCUUUUGUCCUUUUUCUUUCCUUUCAUCUGCAGUCAUCCACCCCUUCAUUCAGCUGGCAGGAUGGUAAUGACAGAUCUGUUAAAAGCGGAGGAGAUCAAGAAAGCUCUUGAUGCCUUUGCAGCUGAAACAUUCGACCCUAUGAAGUUCUUUGAAAUGGUGGGAAUGAAGGCCAUGUCAGCUGAAAAUGUCAAGAAGGUCUUCCAGGUCCUGGAUGUUGAUGGCAGUGGAUUCAUAGAGGAGGAAGAGCUUAAGUUUGUACUGAAGGGAUUCUCUAAGGAUGGCAGAGAUCUGACUGAUGCCGAGACAAAAGCAUUCCUCCAAGCUGCAGACAAAGAUGGAGAUGGCAAGAUCGGCAUUGAUGAGUUUGAGGCCUUGGUGCAUGAGUAAAGGAUAGCUGAAGCCCUUCUUCUUCCUCUUCUUCAUCCCUGCAUUCAUAUUUUGUAACUGCCACCUUCAAACUCUUCUUAACUCCCCGUGGACCCCACAUAUGGAGUCACACCUGGCCUGGCUGCUGUGAAACACUAACAAAAACCAGCCAACAGGGAGUCACCAUGAGGAGGAACAUACAGGCAUACAAGGCAUCGGUUUCUUUUAGGAUUUUCAUAUUUUAUAUAAAUAUAUUUAACCACACAUACUGUAAGGAUUCAGAGUCAUUCUCAAAGAUUUAAGAAUGGUACUAGUGUUGUAGAAGAUGUAGAUGUUUAAGACUCCCUCAAUCUCAGUUUUCUUCUUCUGUUUUAUUUCAAGCUGUGCAUUUUUCUCAGUUAAUUUUAUUUCUGGGUGUUUAUCAGUUCGUCUUUUUCCUUCCUAAACUGUCUUACCUCACCUCCCUCACCUAAUCUCUGUUCCCUCCUCCUCCUUACUCCCUGCCUCUGAUAAGAGAAUGUGGUAUUUAAAAUCAUAUAAAAGGAGAAUUGUGAAGAGAGAAAAUACAUCAGUAUGAAAUUAUAUAUAUAUAAGUUGAGUUACUGUCUCUUUACUUAAUGUUCAUCAUUGUGAUCACAAAACCUUCAACUUAAAAAACAUACAACUGAAAAAAAAAAUGUCAAAAGGACAUUUAUUUGCUUUGUUAGUCUAUUAAGAUAAAUACAAAUCUGACACUAAGUAGAAUAAGUAUGUGAAUCCACCAGUUAGGUAGUUUAUCAAUGAAAUGAGCAGUGCUGCCCAGGAGAAUAAAAAACGUAUUUCACAAAAACUGUUCCUUUUUCUAUUUUUACUAUCGGAGACAAACACCAAACAACAUAACAAAUGAAUUACUGUACAAAGAGUUAUUAAAAUAACUAUUCUAGUUUAAGGUUUUAAUCAUUUAGUUCUCCAUACAGUGUCACUUUUCAUUUUGGUACAACAAGUAGUUUGUUUCAUCUAACACUAUACUAAAUCUCCCUAAAUGAUCCCCUGUUCAUCAGGCUAAAAACCAUCAUCUUUCAGAGGUGCCAACAAGAACAUGUCUCCUGCCUCCACAACCUCAUCUUGCAGCGUGAGUCACAAACGCCACCUGG